Molecule: messenger RNA, 1326 nt
Organism: Salvia splendens (bonfire salvia)
Lineage: Eukaryota; Viridiplantae; Streptophyta; Magnoliopsida; Lamiales; Lamiaceae
Exons: 4
Coding region: 491-982 (163 amino acids)
Source: RefSeq, a predicted model, not a curated record
GGUCUGAUUUCUCGAGGGGGCAUAUAUUUAUAUGUGGCUUUUAAUUUGGGGAAAUUACAUUUUUUAGGGCUCUGAAACUCGAUUCAGCCUUAACCUUUCUAGCUCUGGUUUUAAAGGCUAUAAAACUAUUAGUAGAUCUGGUGGACUAGUUUUGCGAAAAUUUUCGCCAGGAAUCACUGAAAAAACUGUGUAUUUUACCAACUGUUAGCUGAUUUCCUCCUUUUACCGGCGUUGAUAAAUUAAAUUGUUGAAUAAAAUUGUUAAGAUAUCUUUUCCGAAGGUUUCAAUUUGACCUAGAGAUCUGCAUAAUUCUUAUCUCUUCUUCAAAACGUUUUUUUUAAUAAUUAUUUUCAAAAAAUUUGAACCGACUUAAGAAUUUUCUGCCGACGUUGACCAGAUUAUCUCCAAUAGCGAGCCAGUAAUUCAUAUGUGGAAGAGUGUUAGGGUUUCGUGCCCCUAAAUUUUUCUGAUUUGAUUUACCGUCUAGAAAAUGAAUCGCUACGCAAUCCACCAAAACAGCUUUGCUGCCUAUGAAGAGGUGAGGGGCAGAUCUGCAGAGAUGAAGGAAACGGUCAUCUGCCCUAAGCCGCGGCGGCUCGGCUUGCUCCAGACCACGCUUCAUGACCCGAGACCUCUGAGAUGGCACGCCAGCCAUCACCAGGAAUUAUUUGAUUCCAAAGCCGGAAGCGAGCUUCUGGACAUCAUCCUAGCUAAGGGUGGUUGUGGUAGUGAUCAAGCGGUCCCACCGGUAGCCUCGUCGUCGCCCCCAUUUUUUUCAGGGUCGCCGCCGAGCAGAGUAUCUAACCCGCUAAUUCAAGACGCGCGGUUCGGGGCUGAGCGCUGCAGCCCUGUUUCCCCCUCCUCCACCCGCAAGGGGGGCUGUGUGCGGGUGAAUUUUGGGAACAACCCGGCCGUGAGGGUGGAGGGGUUCGAGUGCCUGGACAGGGAUAGGCGCAACUGCAGCAUCCCUGCCCUAGCUUAAAGGUCCCAACAUUUAGGAGAGUUUUGAACAAAACAAGCUAAGUUAAGUGGAGGAUGAUGGAUCGAUCAUUCAAUCAUAUUUAGCUAAUAUACACUAGUGUGAAUAUAUGGAAGUUGUUUUGUGUAAGUUAAGUAUUGAGCAGGAAAUAAUAUUAGGGAAGUUGAGAGGUCCGUCACUUUUGAUGCAAGUAGAGAGGGGAGAGAGGAAGUCUGUUUUGAGUUUGAGGUCAUUUUUGAGAUUUGAGUAGGGUCGAAACCUGUAUAGAGUGAUGAUGUUUUGCACUGCAGUCGACAAAUUGAGUUUGUAAAUGAUGAAAUAUUAUAAAAAAUUUAAUGUUUCUUUAA